Oryza brachyantha (malo sina) is the source of this 995-nucleotide messenger RNA. RefSeq lists its product as uncharacterized. Gene Ontology annotation, biological process: chromosome segregation. Lineage: Eukaryota; Viridiplantae; Streptophyta; Magnoliopsida; Poales; Poaceae. Gene Ontology annotation, cellular component: MIS12/MIND type complex. The transcript has 8 exons. Bases 51 to 560 code for a protein of 169 amino acids. The record is from RefSeq and is a predicted model, not a curated record.
UUCGAAUCGGAAAACCUAAGCGGCGAGCUCCUCGCCAGAAUCCACCACCGAUGGAGGCAGCGGCGGCGGGGAGGUACGGCAUCCUCGACAGGUCCUUCAAGCUCGCCGCGCGCUCCAUCCUCACCGCCUGCUCCCGCGAGGAUGUGAACAAGGCUUUCUCGUCGUUUACGGAUGCGGAGAGGGAACGUUUGUACCAGAUGUUCGUUUAUGUAAUCAAGUCUCUGGACAGCAACAUAGAGGAGGAUUUUGACACAUCCUGCCAUGAACUACAAGUUGCCACUGCCCUUGAUAAGAUAGAUCAGUUUGUUGAAGAACAAAAGCUGGAUGUGUUAUCUUCAGACAAGACUAAUAUUGAAGACAUCAAGCAAAGGAUAUCAAAGGCUAAGAAAGAUGAAAUUAGAUACCUGAAAAGUUUACUAGAAGAGGUUGAAGAGAAAAACAAUGCCAUGAAGGCUCAAAUUGAACUCUUGAAGAAAGACGACGGUUUGGCUGCAGGAAAACAAGUCCUUGAGAAGCUGAUGCAAUGCAACUCUGAGCUCCAAAGCUACAAUGAUCGUUGAGUUCGAGGUUUUCAGCUGAUCCGAUGAUUAUUUACUGUCUGGAGUGAAGACAUCUCUUGGAUAGCUGGUAGAUUUAGAUAGGACGUUGAUCCAGGAAUCAAGAUGGGUCAUCCGCCCAUGAAUUUCCUGUUAUGUGAAACAAGUACUGCAGUCUGUAUGUUCGAUAUGGUUGUCACCUGUUAACUCCCAGCUGAAACCGUUGCUGCUUUCUGUAUCUUGUUAAGUCUAUGUGCUUUCUGUAGCGUAUCUAUCCCUUGUUCUGUGAUCAUCUUGGAGACACGUGCACUGCCCUGGUGCCUGUUCAUCCUUAUUGUUUUGCACAUGAGACAUGUUUGGUUUGUGUUCACAGGCCACAAGUUAGUUGAGUGGAGUGUGGUCAUGGGCUCAUGGCAACUUUUGUCGAGCAGCUAUUUCUGGGUAUCCUUGCUUGUUUAC